Molecule: messenger RNA, 5962 nt
Organism: Carassius carassius (crucian carp)
Lineage: Eukaryota; Metazoa; Chordata; Actinopteri; Cypriniformes; Cyprinidae
Product: transcription factor TFIIIB component B'' homolog
Exons: 28
Coding region: 161-5230 (1689 amino acids)
Biological process (GO): RNA polymerase III preinitiation complex assembly
Cellular component (GO): transcription factor TFIIIB complex
Molecular function (GO): TFIIIC-class transcription factor complex binding
Source: RefSeq, a predicted model, not a curated record
CCGCUUGUGAAAAUCAUCCGGGGGAAACCGCGAAUCGGGAGAAAAACUUUCGUUCCGGGCCUCACAGUGCGCAUGCCCAGUAACAAACAGCAAGCAUGGAGGACGUGAGCCGCUGAAGAUUUUACUAUAAAAUCACCCUGGAUUACCAAAUUAAAGAAACAUGAUGCGCAGAUCAAGAAUCAGUGUUCGGCCCAAUGUAAAGCCAACAGGCAGAGCUCAGACAGCCUCUCGAGAUGCAUCUGUAGAUAAUGUUCAGCCUCCCCAGGCUUCUGCUGGCUCCGCUUCAUCUGAGGGGUCACAUGUCACGGCUGAGAAGUUGAAGACUGACUCUUCUAUAACCGCUUUGGAUCCGACCAAUGAGGAAGCGUCUCAGAGUAGCUGCCCUAGAGACCAGUUGGAGACUAGUAGACAUGGAGAGAAUGCAGCUUCUAAAAGUUCUGAUGCCCAGGAUUCAACAAGCACCUCUGUGACUUCUGGCCCUCAGAGGAGGAAACGCUUCGCAGCUCUGCCCAACCUGGCCAAACCACGAGCCUCCCCAGCCUCAUCUAGGACUCCUAAAUCCCCAUCCAAGUCCCCUGUAAAACCAGUAACACCCAGUGACCCUGAAAACUCAACCUCCACUGAAGAGUCUUCCCUUCAGAUACCUGAGCCUGUCAACAACCCCAGACUUCCUGGGAGACGGAGACCUUCUGGAGGAGGCAGACAGGCCAACGUUCAGCCCAUCCCUGCAGCCCCACUGCAGAAUGACACAGAGACAGAGACGCAAAAGGAUGGGGUAUUGGAGGACACUCUUGUGCCACUGACUGUCCAGCAAGGGGAGUCCCAGCAUCCCCUUAUAACUUCUCAACCUGAAUCCAUUUUGGUUCAUGAAAACCCUGUUGCUCGUCCUGCUGUGGAAGACGUGGUUGUACUGCAGGAGAGUGAUUCUGGGCCGCCCCCGGGCCAAAGCCAAAUGGAUCUGUUAAGAGAGAGACUUAAGAAAAUUAAGUCGCCAUCAAAGAUAGUAAAUUCCUUGAAAUCUCUGAACGACCCAGCAGACAUGCUCAGGUUAGCUCAGGCAAGGAAGCUUCGGGAACUUCUUAAAAAAGAAAUGCACAAACAAAAGGAAGACAAAAAGAAACCCAAGCUGGGAAUCAGAGAACGCAAGGCACCCAAAGACCACACCAAAAUGACCAUGAGAGAGCUGAUCUAUUACCUCCCUGUGUCCAACCCAAUGAAGUCUUUCACAGAAGAGGAGCAGAAAGCUUCAGAGACCGUAUUAGAUGACUCUUCUACACCAGCGCCUUCUAAGACUCCAGCUGCUCCAUCAGUCCAGGAGGUGGUUGUAGAAGAUGAUGGUCAUGAAGAAGAAGACGAGGAAAGAACAGAAGAAACCCAGCUGGAGGAGGAAGAGCCUCUUCUAGUGCCCAGGGUGAAGGUGGCGGAGGAUGGUUCUCUGAUUAUAGACGAGGAGAGUUUAACAGUCCAGGUGUCAAGAAUGAAAGGACCCAAUCCAGCAGAAGACAGAGAUCCCAUAUUUGAACGUGGCUCUACCACAACCUACUCCAGCUUUAGGAAGGGCACCUACACCAAACCCUGGUCCAGUGGAGAGACUGAAAUGUUUUACUUGGCCAUCAGCAUGGUGGGGACAGACUUCUCCAUGAUUGGUCAGCUGUUUCCACACCGAGCUCGAAUGGAGAUUAAGAACAAGUUCAAGAAAGAGGAGAGAAAUAACUCAUGGAGAAUAGAUAAAGCUUUCAAGGAGAAGCGGCGUUUGGAUUUAGAUUUCUUCAAAAAAUUAAUGGAGCAGAUCCUAAAAGACGAGGAAAAUAAGAAAAACAAGAACAAAGAGCUUGUUAAGUUGGCUAAAGCACAGAGGAGAGUCCAAAGGAAAGUGAGAGCGGCUACAAGAAAGGAAUUGUACUCUUCAACGGAUUCAGACAGUGAUGUGGUGUCUGGAGAAAAGGAGAACGAGGACCUCUCAAAUGAUGGAGGAAGUGAUACCACUCCAAAGAAACGCAGAGGAAGAGGGACAAAUACUCCAGAGAGGAGAAUCAAGAGGAUAGAUGGAGAGACUGCAGUAGAUGAACCUGAGGAGUGUGAAAAUCUUACUUCUGAUGACAGAUACAAGAGUCCUGCUAUUAAACCAGCUCAGCUCAAAGGUCGACCCCAGAGGGCGAUCCCGAACCUCAGCCGCGGAUGGGGGAACAGGAACCCUGUGCCCAGAGGAAAUACCCAGGAGGACAGGACCUCACUCGGGGAGGGGAGUAUGAUGGACCCCAAGGCUAUAAAAGAGAAGCAGCAGUCAGCAGUUCUCCUGGAAUUAGAAGAUUUAGAGGAAGAACCUGACCUGAGUGCUGUACAAGAACAUAUAUUUAAUAAACCAACCAGGUCAGGAAGGAUCCCUAAGCUCUCUCGGCAUGUAAUUCAGGCAGUGGCAGAGGAAGAUGAGGAAGAGCUCUCUGAUCUUCCUGUGUCUUCCAGAUUUCAUGGUCAGGGCAUCAAGGCUUCUGGCAGGAGAGCUAAAUUAAAACCAGGUCCCAGAUUGAAACGGGGCAUGCUUAGGAGGGGAAAAUCUAGGCUGGUGACCUUACUUGCCUCUGGAACUGAAGAUGAUGAUGAGGAUGAGGGAGAAGAGGAAGUAGAAGAAUCUAUCCUGAGCCAGGAAGACUUUCCUUCAAAUCCUGAAGAGGAAAACCAAGCGUUUGUGCCAAUGAGUCUACGCCCUCUACCGCCUGUUAAUUCAGAGGUGGAAGAAACCAUGGAAGAGCUGGACAUUUCUGUGAAUGUGCCUGAUAUCCUGGGCACAUCCCAGAAUGCUUUGUGCCACGAGUUGUCUUGUGAGCAGGCCAUGGUGCCUGUCGGUCCUUUCCCUUGUGAACACCAGUUGGACCUGCUUGUUGACGUCAUUGAGUUCCUUGACCCAGACCACAUGGAGGUAUGUAAAGAGAUCAACAAUGAAGCCGCCCAGACUCUUCUGACCAUCGGGAACUCAGCUCAGAUGAUCAAGACAUCAGAAAUGCCCUGUACAAGUGGAAAUUAUAUUGUUGAACAGUCAAGCAUUGUACAUGAAGAAUUCGUCCAUGAGGAAGUUAUCACAGAAACGGCCAUCCUGUCCGGUUCUUCUGUAAGCUGCGAGUCAGAGACAAAAGGUGAUGUUGAAAUUUCAAGCUAUGAAGCUAUUAUUCCAGAACCUUCUUCUGAAGUAACCCCCACCCGGAAUGAGGAACCUAUCAAAUCACAGACAACUGAAGAAGAUCAUCCUCGUCCCAUUCAACAUGAGACACAGACACAGGUUCCACCAAGUAAAAGAGGGCGAUUCUCCAAACCCAAACCCAAUAUUGGUCAAGGUCUGAGAACCAGACGUGCUCCACUGCAGCAAAUUGCAGGUUCUUUUGGGACCUCUCAGGAUCCAUCUUCCACAGAACAGGAUAAAAAUGCAACACAACCCAUGCAAGAAGACUCUGUCCCUGUGGAUCACCUGCCAGACUCCUCUACCGUCCACACUGAGGUACUACAGCCGGAUCUAUCAUCUAAAAGAAGAGAAGACAGUCCCAAAGUCAUUCCGGAAACAGUGACUAAAGAAGAUAAUCGAUCAGUCUCAUCUUUAAAAAGAAAGAAUAAUUAUAUAAUCCCAGAGGAAAAUAUAAAUGAACAAGAAGCAGUGAGAUUAGAACCACAGCUGACUAAAAGUGUGAGUGAGUCUGAGAGCACAUCAGAUGAGCCCUCUAAACCUGUUAGGAGGUGCCGCGGACCCAAACCUAAACCAAACCUGAUUCAGACAUCCAGGCGCACACAGACACAACACAGCACCACAUCAACCACAACAGUUUUAAAUGAAAAGCCAGCUGUGGAAUCUUCCACAAAAAACUUCACUAAAAGUCCUGAAGAGGAUGCUGUAGCCACCACAGAACUUGAUGUAUUCACAAGCACAGCUCAACAAGUGGUGACCUGGAGCGUUGAAUCAAUACAGACCGUCAAAGAUGUCACCCUGCCAGUUGUUUCUGAAAACAAAUCCAGACAGAAAACUGUAGUCAUGCUGGAUGAGAACAACAGAACCAAUCCCGAGGAAGUUUUUGAAGACGCCACUGUGAAUCGUUAUGGAUGUGAAUCAGAAGACACAUCUGCUGAGCCCACGCCCGAGGAACCUGUGUUUAUACUGUCUCUCACAGAAAUCCCACCCAAUUUAGAUGAGGGGGCGGGCUUUCAGACAGAGCCCCUCCCUUCUGUGGCAGCGCCCGAGUCGCAUUCUCAUGGUCAAAGUGCUUGUGAGAGCAGGGAGGUAUCUCACCUUCUGAUCACAGAUGCUUUAGUUCCUGUGUCAGAGGACGAGGAAAAGAAAAGUGAAUGGAGGGUUGUGGACAAAUCAGUGAAAGGAGAACUGAAACGCAAGACACCAGCCUCCACAUCUCAGGGGAGUACCAUAGAUGAGAGUCAGACAGAACAUCAUGCAGUGGAAGGAUUGGAAAGUCUUGUGGCAGAGGGGACUGAUGAUAAGGAACAUCUGGAGAAGAAAAGAAAACUACCCGAAAGAACAAGGAGAGCAAAGCUGCAAGUUAAACCCACCCCCGUUUCAAGGAGAAAUGCUCAAGGUGUUGAUGCUAAAGAGGACACAGCAGCGCUUUCUUUGAAACAGACUACCUCAUUACCCAUUUCAACACAAAAGACAAGAUCAGUUCCAGAGCAAACUCUGCCUGCUGUCAUCUCAUCAACCAACAACUCGAUAUCAGCCACAAUCUCAGAGAGAGGAGCAACUACAGAUCAUUCUGCAACCAGCGAUAAAACUUGUUCACCUGUCCCUGAAGCGUCUGUCCAGGAAGGAAUCAUGGGAAAAGUGGACCUCUCAGGCAAAGAGACGUUUGAGUUAGCAAGUGGAUCAGACUUGCAAGGUGUCAGUCAAAUCACACCUAUUGCUACAAGUGGGUCGCUUACAAGACCUGGUAGAAGACCCAAGGGGUUCCUGUCCUUCAUUUCUUCUAAGAGUACACAAGGACCCCCAGCACCUCAUCGAGGGGCCAAACCAGGCCCCCCAAAACCAUCAGUCAACACUGCACGUCCUGAGAGAAAACGGAUAGUGGCUGGACCUGUUACCACUCCAACCAACCCUGGAGUAAAGCGGCCUUCUCCGACCCCUGCUUUCACCACUGCGUCUGUCAUCGAGCAGAACUCAGACGAAGAACCCACAAGUGUCUCCAAGUACUUUUUCAGUGACAUCUUUACUGAAGUUGAUGAGCUAGAAGACAUGGAUUAAGGCCAACAGUUGAAAUAACGAACCAGUCACAAUUAACUAAAUAGUCAGGAAUAUAGUUUGACAUCAGGCAGAUGUAUAGACGUGUGAAUAUGUGAAGUUUUUACCAGGACAUUUUAUAAAGAACCACAAAUGAAGAGAUGCAGUGAAAACGUACCUCAGUAACUUAGUCGAUGUAAUGAUGUCUUUCAUGCUAUUAUAUUUUUAUUUAAGGAUAAAUUAGUAUUAAUUUUCUUAUGUUUUUGAUACAGUUGCAGUCUUUUGUGUAAAAGUAAAGUUGAAAUACGAUUCAUGUUUGAACUGAAUUUUUUGUUGUUGUUUUAAAUUUUAUUCAUAGUUCUGAAUCAGCAACAUGUUAAUUUCUCCCAGUUUUCUUACACCAAUUGUUAUUAUUUUUUAUUAUUAUUAUUAUCUGAAAAUGGCAUUUUUGUAUGCUUUUUUUUUUAUUUGGCUUUUCUUUAUAUAUAUAUAAAAUUAUUUUUAAUUAGCAGCUUUAAAACAAGCCUCGAUUUUAAAUAAGCACUGUUCAGUUUUUAGCUCCAUGCUGUCUACAUGCAUUUCUCCACAUUAUUUUGUAGCAUUUUUGUAUUCAGCUUUUAGUCAAAGCUUAACCAUUUUUCAGUUUUAUGCUGUACAUAUUUGCUUCUCAUAUGUGUAUGCAAAGGUUCUCAAGCAAAUGUUUUACUUGUAUGUUUUUGUAAAUAUUUUAAUUAAAACAUUACAGUAUGUUGUAAA